ACUAUUAACUGGACUGGCUUUUCUCACUCUCGAGUCUCUGUUUGGUCUCUCCCUGUCUUGGCUCCCCCUUUUUCUUCUCCAUCGUCGUCUCUCUCUCGCUGUCCCCCGGGAGACGCACUCCACAAUUACAUCGCCGGCCGGCGAAUUAGAAUUAGAGAAACCCAAUAACGCGGAAGGAGAUUCCGGGACGUACGAAACUCUGUGCCACAAAUAUCCUCCCUUCGUCGGAUUCUUCCACUUUUUGUGCAAACCCUAAUCUCCCAGCGGACAUCUCUCCAGGGGGGUUAGGAUUUUCGGGGGUUUCUUCCGAUUCCCUCCUGCUUGCCCUCCCUCUCUGAUGCUUCAGGGCCACAAAGAUUCUCGCCAAUGUAUGCCCACUCUCAAUCCAUGAACAUUCCCCACCAGAUCGACGACUUGCCCGGCGGCGGCGGCGGCGGCGACGAAGAAGAUGCUUCCGGAGCCCCCGAUUCGAUGGACCAGCACCAGCUUGAAAACAUUGGAUAUGACGAUGCUGCCGCAGCCGCAGGAGUCGUCGUCGACGACAUGUCUGCUGACUCUGUCUAUAUUUCCUCCAGUGGCGGCCCUGGGUCGGAGCUUCUUAUUCAUGGGGGUGAUAUCACCAACCAGCUUACUUUGACGUUUCGUGGCCAGGUGUAUGUGUUUGACGACGUCACGCCUGAUAAGGUUCAGGCAGUUCUGUUACUACUAGGAGGUUGUGAAAUAAAUUCUGGUCUGAAUGGUCUGGAACUGCCGCCUCAAGGCCAAAGGGGCACAUCUAUGGACUAUCCAGGCCGCUCGACACAACCUCAUAGAGCAGCUUCUUUGAAUAGAUUUAGGCAAAAGAGGAAAGAGCGAUGUUUUGACAAGAAGGUUCGAUAUAGUGUUCGCCAAGAGGUUGCCCAAAGGAUGCAGCGCAACAAAGGUCAGUUCACCUCAUCGAAGAAAGAUGGUACAUAUGGCUGGGACGGCAGUCAGGACUCAGGGCAUGAUGACAGCCAGCAAGAAACCUCGUGUACCCAUUGUGGCAUCAGUUCCAAAUCAACUCCAAUGAUGCGACGUGGUCCAUCUGGUCCUAGGUCUCUUUGCAAUGCAUGUGGGCUUUUCUGGGCAAACAGGGGAACACUGAGAGAUCUGUCCAAGAGAAACCAGGAUCAUGCUUCUUCCGCUCCAGUAGAGCAGAACCAGGCGGAAGCUGAAGCAAACAUGUUGGAGUCAGGAGGAGAUGGGGCCCAUACCAACACUGAACAACUAGUUGUUUACUCAAAUGGCGAUGAGUCUGGUCUAAUUUCAGGAGAGCCCUGAGAGAUGGGGAAAGAAGGCAAAGGCUGAGUUAUUAUUAGACAGUCGAGGAAGAACUUCUAGUUGAGGGAAAAGAAAGUUUCUCUGGGAAUGUACAGCUAAUGAAUGAAUAUAAGCCUGCCAUAAUCUUUAUUGAUCAGAUAUUGGCCCUCUCUGUACAUGAAGAUGGAGAGUCAGAGACUACAUAUCUCAUCUCCUUUUCCAAUGGUGGUGACUAGGGUCUCGGCAGCCAAUGAGAUAUUCUUUCUGAUCUUACAUUAUCCCAAAUGUACCAUGUGUGACAUUAUGUAAAACAGGAAAUAGGGGUAGCUUGUUGAUGAAGUGAUUCGGUCCUUUUUUCUUUCCUCCUAUGAAUUUGAAUUGCCGGAAACUACCCCAUCUGGCUUUUCUGGCGGUUUUGGUUAACUAACGCCAUAUGCAUACGGAUAGAGCGGGAAAAACUCAUUCGGAACUCGACUCGUUUACUAACGAGUUUGAGUUGAGGUUUUUGCAGCUUGAUGAGCUCCCAAGCUAGCUAGACUCGGUGGUUUGUUGAGCUCAACUUGUGAGUUGACUCAUUUAGAGCUUAUUAUGUAUCAACUCUCAACAUUGUGACUAGAAAGCCAACUUGAUUACCGAUUUUAUG
Linum tenue is the source of this 1924-nucleotide messenger RNA. NCBI's taxonomy places the organism in Eukaryota, Viridiplantae, Streptophyta, Magnoliopsida, Malpighiales, Linaceae. The record is from the annotation of a GenBank genome assembly.